Messenger RNA from Drosophila kikkawai, 1520 nucleotides. Its product is annotated as protein HGH1 homolog. The record is from RefSeq and is a predicted model, not a curated record. NCBI's taxonomy places the organism in Eukaryota, Metazoa, Arthropoda, Insecta, Diptera, Drosophilidae.
CUGAUAAGUUGUAAGUAAGGCAUCUCUAAUCGCGCCGCAAAAUAAAAACAAAUUCGUAAAUUUAGCAAUAAAAACGCUUAAAAUGGACACCGUAAAAGAACUAGUACAGUUUAUGCAACCCAAUCAACGUCUGGACCUCAAGGCAGUGGCGCUGACACAUGUUUUAGGUUUAACUGGCAGCGCGGAGGGCAAAUCAGCCAUACUUUCGCUGGACGAAAUGCUAAUGGCCAUUUUCGGCCUUACCUACGACGAAAACCCCACUGUGGCCAAGGACGCAGUGCUGAGUUUGAUUAACUUGACCGCCGAGGAGGAGGGUGCCGUUCAGGUGUUCCGACUGGCCAAACAAGUGCAACCAACAUUUCCCAUCGUGGACGUGGCCGCCAAGGCUAUAGCAGACGAGCAGUCCGUUCUGGCGGAUCCCUGGAGCAUGGUUCUCAGCAAUCUAACGCGCGUCGAGUCGCUGGUUCACGAAAUUCUAGACAUCUUGGAGCGCGGUGAUCAGACACUGCCACGCCUGGCCAAGGCCUUUGCUCAGCUGGACUACAACAAGAAAAAGUGCAAGCUGCACUACCUGGCGCCCGUCUUCUGCAAUCUGAUGCAGGUGCCGCGGGGCAGGGAGCUGUGCUGCCACAACCGUUACAAGCUGCUGGAGAAGCUGCUGCCCUUUGCUUCCUUUGAGGGUAGCGUUGUCCGACGCGGUGGCACCAUUGGCAUUCUGAAAAACGUCUGCUUCGAUGCGGUCUAUCACGAUGUUAUUCUCAACGAACAGGACAGCAUCCUGGUGGCCAUACUGCAGCCACUGUGCGGGCCUGAGGAGUUUAGCGACGAGGACAACGACAAGCUGCCCAUUGAACUGCAGUAUCUGCCGGAGAGCAAGACCCGCGAAGAGGACCCCGACCUACGAAAAAUGCUUCUGGAGUGCCUGCUGCAACUAUGCUCCACUCGUCGCAGCCGGGAGAUCCUGAGGGCCAAGGGCACCUACGAGAUUCUGCGGGAGUUCCACAAGUGGGAGGCCAAGGUGGGCAGGGACAGCGACUGCCUGCUGGCCUGCGAGAAUGUGGUGGACAUCCUGAUCAAGAAAGAGGAAGAGAUAGGCCUGGACAACUACAAAACCGUUGAAGUGCCGGCAGAUCAGGCCGAGAAAUUCGUGCAGGAGGAUGCCGAAUAUGUAAAGACUUUGCUGGAUUAAAGGACUCUUCCCCAUUCUUGUUUGUAAAUACGCCUAAUUUUAGUGAAACUCGUAGAACUUUCAAUAUAUGUAUGCAGUUUUUUAUUCAGAAAUGAUGAUAGUUUCAGUUGCCCAAAAGUGUUGCUCUAGAAAAGGUCAUAUGCACGCAUUUAAAUGCAAGAGAAACAAUUUCGAUUUUCAAUUAAAUUUGAUUAGUUCAAGUAGCGUCGUUAUCUAGUUUAUCUAAUUACCGUUAAUCCACCACAAUUGUAUAUAUAUAAAGUUCUCCUUAAGUGCUAGAUACAUUUGCCUUCAAAAAUGCUUAGCAACUGGCUUGCCAUGAAACGUUUAA